CCCCACCCCCCAGAGCCCAAUUCCCCCGCCUCGCCGACGAGAUCUCGCUGCUCGCCGGCGCUCCUCCCUCCCUCUCCCGCACACAGUACCCGCGCGCCCGCCAUGGCGACGCGGAACCGGACGCCGCUCUACCGCAAGUACCGCGACGCGCUGCGCCACGUCCGCGCGCCGGCCGGGGCGCCCUCCUCGUCUUCCUCUUCGGGAGGAGGCGGAGGCGGGCCGGUGAUCGAGAUGGCCUCGCUGCUGCGUCCCGACCGUAACUACGCGCCCCUCAGCACCGACGACCCCUCCGCCGCCUCCAGUAGAGGUGCGGUGACGGUCGGGCUGCCUCCAGCCUGGGUGGAUGUCUCCGAAGAGAUAUCUGCAAACAUGCAGCGAGCAAAGACGAAAAUGGCGGAGCUGGCUAAGGCGCACGCCAAGGCCUUGAUGCCGUCCUUCGGUGAUGGUAGAGAUGACCAGCGAGCAAUUGAGGUUCUCACGCAUGAGGUGACAGACCUGCUGAAGAGGUCAGAAAAGAAGCUGCAGAAGCUGUCCAUGAAGGAUUCCUCGGAGGAUUCAAAUAUCCGAAAAAAUGUCCAGCGUUCCCUUGCUACAGACCUGCAAAAUCUUUCGAUGGAAUUCCGGAGAAAACAGUCGUCGUAUUUGAAGCAGCUUCGCCAACAGAAAGAGGGGCAAGAUGGUGUUGAUUUGGAAAUGAAUAUUAACGGGUCUAAGUCGACAUUUCAACUUGAAGACGAUGAAUUUGAGGAUGUGGGUUUCACUGAGGUUCAGAUGUCAAAACUUAAGAAAAGCGAAGCAUUCACUAGAGAAAGAGAAAGAGAAAUUGAACAGGUUGUCGAAUCGGUCAAUGAGCUUGCACAGAUCAUGAAAGAUCUUUCAGUUCUUGUGAUUGAUCAGGGAACAAUUGUUGAUCGGAUAGACUACAAUAUACAGAAUGUUGCAGCUUCAGUUGAAGAGGGUUAUAAACAAUUGCAAAAGGCUGAGAGGACACAAAAGAAAGGAGGCAUGGUGAUGUGUGCCACUGUCCUCGUCAUUCUUAUCUUCAUCAUGAUAAUCCUCCUGAUUUUGAAGAAGAUCCUUUUCUGACGUAGUUCUUUCUUUUUACGGUUGAUGGAAGCCUUCUAAGUGAACACCACACACAUAUACUCUUUAUGUGAGUGACUAUGCUGUGCCUGCUUUCUGGAAAAGAUGCACCAUGCGAUAAGAUUUAGUGAUCUCAAAAGACACCUCUUCUGCCCUUGUUCAGUCUUCCACAAUUUUUGCAGCACUGCGAGUGUAGAAAUGUCAUUCAUACGGGCCUCAUUUUUUUAUGGAGAGUUGUGCUGACACAAAUCACACCUACCUGUUUCUGUUUGUCUUGGAGCAGCCAGGUCUGGUUUUGUAUGUUCUGUAUAAAGCUGUACCAUCACCUGAUUUUUAAAAAAAUAUCAAAAGUAGCUUCACCUUCUGUGCCACUAUCAUUCUGUCUAGUUUUUGAAGUCAACAUUUCAGUGUACCAAUGAUCCAAACAUUUUUUGUGAUAAUUUCUCUUGUUUUAUUCUCAUGCUGUAUCAUUUUUUCUCAUCACAAUGCUUUCUAAGGUGUACCUCA
This is a messenger RNA of Brachypodium distachyon (stiff brome), 1590 nucleotides long. Its product is annotated as syntaxin-43. Gene Ontology annotation, cellular component: membrane; SNARE complex; endomembrane system. Gene Ontology annotation, biological process: intracellular protein transport; vesicle fusion; vesicle-mediated transport. Gene Ontology annotation, molecular function: SNAP receptor activity; SNARE binding. Bases 103 to 1086 code for a protein of 327 amino acids. The transcript has 8 exons. The record is from RefSeq and is a predicted model, not a curated record. NCBI's taxonomy places the organism in Eukaryota, Viridiplantae, Streptophyta, Magnoliopsida, Poales, Poaceae.